AUGCAGUACGAAGUGGAGACAAUAUGGCCUGAUCUUGAGUCCGGACUUGACGACAUUUUUGGAGAACGUCGGAUUGAGCAGAAACGGUACAUGAAGCUUUACACUCAUGUAUACAAUCAUUACCAUAAAAAUGGACCUGAUUUCACUGAACUUUAUCAACGUCUUAAGAAUUAUCUUGAACGCACCGUGACUGAAGCUCUUCAGGAAGGAAACGAAAAACAUGGCGAAGAACUGGUUCGCUUCUACGCGGAGAAAUGGGAGAAAUUCCCUUUCUAUUUCAAAGCCACUGAUGGCAUGUUUGCUUAUCUGAACAAACAUUGGAUCAAGCGCCAAAUUGAGGAUAAACGUGAGCCCAUCUUCUACGUUAAGACGCUUGGACUUGUUACUUGGCGAGAUGUUUUGCUAAGCGAACUGGAUGCUAGACUCAUGCAAGGUGUUAUGGAUUUGAUUCGCCAAGAGCGCGAUGGACAAAUUAUUGAUCGAUCACUCAUCCGGGCUGUGGUUGAAUCUUAUGUUGAUUUGGGUAUUGAUGAAGACGGAAGCUAUUCCACGGGCCAUACUUUUGAGAAACCAGUUGACCUAAAGUUCUACCAACAAAGGUUCGAGAAGCGCUUCUUGGGAGAAACGGAGAACUACUACACCACCGAAGCAGAAGCUUUCCGUCGACAAAAUCCAUUCACCGAAUACAUGAAGAAGAUUGAAAAACGCUUGAACGAGGAAGUAGAAAGAUGCAACUCCUAUCUUCAGGCGUUCACGCUUAAGCCGCUUAUUCAAAUCUGUGGAAAGGUUUUGAUCCCGGGAAAGAUUGAACUUUUACAACGCUAUUUUGAAUCAUUCCUUGAACAGGAACGAGAUGAUGGUAUUGAUGAAGACGCAAGCUCCACAGGCCGUCCCGUUGAGAAACCUGAUCUGAAGAAUAUCCUUCAACAAAAUCUAUUCACCAAAUACAUGAAAAAGAUUGAAAAACGAUUGGACGAGGAUCUUCAGACAUCCAGGCUUCAGCGGCUUUCCCAAAUCUGUGAAAUGGUUUUCGUCCUGAGAAAGAUUGAACUUUUCCAACGCGAUUUUGGACCAUUGCUUGAACAAGAACGAGAUGAUGAUCUUGCCAGAAUUUAUCAGCUAUGUGGCCGUAUUGAGCAAGGACUUGAGGAACUGAAGCUGGCUCUUGAGCGUCACAUUACGCGACAAGGACAGAAUGCCAUUGAUGAAAUAGCCAAGAAAUCACCAAAUGAUCCACGUGAAUUCAUGCGAGGAAUUUUGGAAGUUCAUAUGCGCUACAAAGGACUCGUGUCAAAGUCAUUUCGAGAUGAAGCUGGCUUUAAAGAAGCACUUGACAAGGCUUCUUCCCACUUCAUCAACAAAAAUGCUAUCACUAAGAUUGCCGGAAAUAGUUCUUCGAAGGUUCCCGAACUUAUUGCCAGAUAUUGCGAUCUGUUGCUUAGGAAAUCCAAAGAUAACAUUGGAGAAGCCGAAACGGAGGAACAGUUGCAGAAUGUUAUCGCGGUCUUCAAAUAUAUCGAGGAUAAAGAUGUCUUUCAGCAAUUUUACACAAAGAUGCUCUCCAAACGGCUCAUUGGUGGACUCAGUGCUUCAGACACAGCUGAAUCCCAAAUGAUCUCAAAAUUGAAGCAAAUGUGCGGCAUCGAAUACACCAACAAGCUUCAACGAAUGUUUACGGAUACAGAGCUUAGCAAGAUUAUUACGGAGAAUUUCCGCAAAAAUUGUCAAGAGAAGGACGUUGCACUCGGGUUGGACUUUACUAUCAUGGUUCUCGGAUAUUCCUCGUGGCCAAGCAUGCCACAACUUCAAAUGCAGAUGCCGUUGAAAUUGUCUGAAACUAUUGAACACUUCAAGAAUUACUACAAUACUCAACACAAUGGGCGCAAAUUGAGCUGGAUCUAUUCACAAUCACGAGGCGAGCUUUCCAGCACCGGUUUCCAGAAGAAAUAUGGUUUUCAAGCAUGGACAGCUCAAAUGGCUGUUUUGAUGCUCUAUAAUGAGGCUCCGAAACAGGCUUUGAAUCUCAAAGAGAUGAUGUUACAAUUGAACAUGCCCAAGGACCAACUCGUCCCUGUCGUUGGAUCGCUUUUUAAGAACGAUCUUUUGAAGUGUGGUGAUGUAGCGGCCGGUACAGAAGUUGAGAACGAGAUUGCUGAUACCGCUGUCUUCGCGCUUAAUCCAAACUUCCAGAGCAAGAAGAUCAAAGUGGAUUUGACAAGAACUCAAAUGCGCUCUGAAGUGAAGAAAGAGGCAGAGAAAGACAAGCAAUAUAUUGACGAGGACCGACCACUCGUCACUGAGGCUUGCAUUGUUCGAAUCAUGAAGACUCGUAAGCGACUUGCUCACAAUGAAUUGAUCUCCGAGGUUCUUCAACAGCUCUCCACUCGAUUCACUCCAAACGUGAUGAAGGUGCGUACGUCGAUUGAGGGUCUCAUGGAGCGUCUUUUCCUCAAACGGGCCGAGGAUGCGAUGAAUGUUUAUGAGUACAUUGCC
Messenger RNA from Mesorhabditis belari, 2493 nucleotides. NCBI's taxonomy places the organism in Eukaryota, Metazoa, Nematoda, Chromadorea, Rhabditida, Rhabditidae. The record is from the annotation of a GenBank genome assembly.